AUGAGCAACAACAAUACUAAAAUUCCCCAGUCCAUCUCGAAAAAAAAUGAAUCUGAAAAAAUACAUCGAUUUGUAAUUGCAGGUGGAUCUUAUGCUGCUAUUUCUGCAAUAAAAGUAUUAGGAAAUGAUAUUCUUCCUCGUAUGAUUGCAGACAAAUCAAGUAACUUUAAAAUAGCAAUCACCGUCAUUGCUCCAAAUCGCGAAGCAUAUUGGAAUGUUGCAGCAGUGCGAAUAAUUUCAGAAGUUGAUCUUUUAGAAACAAAUACAAAACAACUUUUUUAUCCUUUAGUCGAUACUUUUAAACAAUAUUUCCCCCCAGAAUACCUCCACGGAUUAAAUAUUAUUCAAGGGAAAGUAAUUUCAGUAGAUCCUGAAACUAACACUGUUUCCUAUAUCCGUCUUGACGAUAAUGGCCCAGCUAAUGAUGACUUCAAUUUUUUGGGCCAAGAACUCUUCUACGACAGUUUAAUUUUAGCUACAGGUGCAUCUUCUUCUUCAGCUGCCUUUAAAUUAAAUGGAACGUCAGAAGAAAGCAAAUCCGCUUUAAGGGAACUUCAUAACUCUGCACAUGCUGCUCAAUCCAUUGCUAUAAUUGGCGGUGGUGGUGUAGGUGUAGAACUGGCAGGUGAACUUGGCUACAAGUACGGGAAAACUAAAAAAAUCACUCUUUUUACUGAAUUAGGAAGGGCAUUGCAAUACCUUAAGCCCAAAAUAUCGGAAAAGGCCAUCAAAAGACUUGAAGAAUUAGGUGUGGAAACCGUUGUUAAUCACAGAGCAGUUUCAAUUGUUCGCGAUGACGAUUCAUAUGAAAUACAAUCCCCAAAUACUGAAGAGGAACAUCCACACGAAUACAAUAACGACAUUACUGCAUCAAAAACUCAUAAAAGUACAUCAAACGAGUUAAAACCUCUCACAUCUACAUCAACUAAUGGUAGACUUCAUAAAUUAAUACAUUUACAUCAUGGCAAUACUCAUGGAGAUAAUGGAACUUUCAAUGAGUCUUCAAGCGAUAAUUCUUCUCAAGGAAGUUUAGAUACAGAAAGUUCAACAUUAGAUAAUUCAACGCACAAUUAUAACCAUGACUUGUCAAAGUUCCCAACAUAUCAUAAAAAACCAUCCCGGACAACAAUAACUUUCCAAGAUGGGAGUAAAGCAACAUAUGAUUGCUGUAUUCCUGCAACAGGAAAUACACCAAAUACUCAAUACCUUCCUGACGGAACGUUAGAUUCUGAAGGUUAUGUCCUUGCAGAUUCUUAUCUUCGCAUGUUGAAUGAUAAUCCCAAUAAAAAUAUUUAUGUAAUAGGUGAUCUUCUGUCUGGAGGAAGAGAAACUAUGGCAGAUAUUUCAAAUUCUCAGAUAUUAUCCUUAAAGGCUACAUUGAUUCAUGAUGUUGUUGAUUCCUCAUAUCCAUUAAAAAAAUACGUAAUAUCACCACCAUCAUACUUAGUCCCUAUUUCUAAAAAGGGUGGUGUUGGUACAAUGAAUGGCUUUACUGUUCCAAGCGUCGUUGUUACAAUGAUGAAAGGAAGAGAUUUUAGAAUGGAAGAGUCUCAUAAGUAUCUUGAAUAA
This is a messenger RNA of Magnusiomyces paraingens, 1569 nucleotides long. RefSeq lists its product as uncharacterized. Gene Ontology annotation, cellular component: cytoplasm. The transcript has a single exon. The record is from RefSeq and is a predicted model, not a curated record. NCBI's taxonomy places the organism in Eukaryota, Fungi, Ascomycota, Dipodascomycetes, Dipodascales, Dipodascaceae. Gene Ontology annotation, molecular function: electron-transferring-flavoprotein dehydrogenase activity; flavin adenine dinucleotide binding. The coding region runs from base 1 to 1569 and encodes 522 amino acids.